AUGUCCUUCACGUUUGGAAGUGGGACGCCAUCACAAUUUAACAAAAGCAAUUUCAAUACGAAUAAUCACAAUGAAUCUAAAUCCAAUGGAAAUACUUUCAAUGGAAUAACAGCCUUCAAAGACUUUGGUAGCCAACCAAAACCUCCUAUUGCAUCAAACAAUGAGAAACUUCGACCUAGGAAAUCGAAAAAGUUCACAAACAACUCGGGUGUUAACAAAUCCAAUGAUACUAACCUGCUUCCAAAUAAAAAUGGAGGGAAUUCACCGCUGAACUCUCAUAACUGGUCAUCAGAACAACUUCAACAUUAUUCAAGUGAAGACGUUUCAUCAACGGGUCCGUUAUUUCCCAACCCUGAAGCAUUUGGAUUCCAACAAUUGAACAAGAGUAUAACCCCACGACCGACUCCCAGAUAUUUUCUAACACAACCAAAGUAUCUUGACACCCCAACUUUUGUGCAAAAUGAAUGGGACAGGCAAAACCAAAUCAAAAUGGAACAGAUGGAGACAGCAAAUCAAGGUAAAGAUUACCAAGGAUUAUACGAAGACUUGCAAAAACUUCGGGAAAUUGAAAGGAAACAAAUGGAAGAUUUGGGACUCGUUGAUGCCGAAAAUACAGCAAAAAAUUUACAUGAGGCGAUUGCAUUUCAAGGAUCAUGUCAGGACAUGUGUCCUGUGUUCGAGAGAGUACGAAGACAGUUAGAAAAUAAUGUCAACAUAUUGGAGAGGGACCCAUCGACUAAUAAAAUAACAAAGGAGAAAGCCGUGAAAGCAUUUUCGAGACCAGCAGCUGGCCAGCCUCCACCAUUACCGUCAGAAGUAAGGCCGCCUCAUGUUUUGAAAUCUACCUUGGAUUAUUUGAUAGAUAAUGUCGUGGGCAAAUUACCUGAGUCACACUCAUUUUUGUGGGAUAGGACGAGAUCAAUUAGACAAGACUUUACAUACCAAAACAGUUUUGGUCCCGAAGCAGUUGAUUGUAACGAAAGAAUUGUUCGAAUUCAUCUUUUGUCGCUUCAUAUCAUGGCAGGCAGUGAUGUGGAAUUUUCUCAACAGCAGGAAUUGGAACAAUUCAACAAAGCCUUGCAGACUUUGAUGGAAAUUUAUCAGGAUGUACGCAAUAAUGGUGGUAGCUCACCUAAUGAGGCCGAGUUUCGUGCCUAUCACUUACUUAGUCAUAUUCGAGAUCCAGAAUUAGAAAGGCAGAUUCAAAACUUACCUGAUUACAUUUACCAAGAUGGUAAAGUGCAAUUGGCAUUGAAUAUGCGAAAGAUUAUAUCACAAAACAAUAUCGUCGAGCGUGGUGUAACUAAUCUAAUUGGUGCGUUGGACUUUUAUGUGGAAUUUUUCAGGGAUGUAUAUAGCGAUGCUACUCCAUUGUUAAUGGCAUGCUUACUUGAAACUCACUUUAGUGAAAUUAGAUUUUACGCCUUGAAGGCGAUGUCUAGGAGUUUCCACACGCGUGGGAAACCAUAUCAAAUGGAUACCCUCAGGAACUUGCUAGGCUUUGACCUGAGUGAAAAAUUGAUGAAAUUUUUGAAAUAUUAUGAGAUAGAUGUUAUCAUUGAGAAUGGAGAGACAUUGGUUGAUUUGUUUAAUAAAGAUAAGCUUGAAAAUCAGUACAAGCUCAACUCAUUCUACGAGAAACCAAAGUACCCACCAGUUUAUUCAUUACAAUUGGAUAGAAAACUAAAGGGAACUGACUUAAAGAGCAUCAUAAAUAGUGGAGAGCCUAAUGUGAGCUUUCACUUGAAGUCACACAAAGGUGUUAUUGCUCCAGCAAGAAAAUCUACCUCAAAUCCGGUUGCAACUAGCUUCAAAGCUAACACUACACCAUUUCCUACUAUUACUCGUGUUUCCGACUCUUUCAAGCCAAAAGAGGUAAAGUUUUCGCCACCUCAAUUGCAGAGCACGGCAGGACCUCCUUCAGAAGUGGUUGCUUUCUCGCAACCAAAGUUUCAGACGACUACAUCAGGAUUUGAGUCAACAUCAAAACCGUCAACGUACCAGUUUGAAUCCCCUAAGGAUAAGACUGUCUCGAUAGCCACGAAAAAAACAGAGGGUGAAAGUUCAAAUGUCAAUGGCAAUAUCCCAAAACCAAAGUUAAACUUUUCCUUCAGUAAGCCGUUUGCAACUCCGGAGCUGAGGUUUUUUACCCAGAGUGUUAAUGACACCAAAGAGGAAACUACACAAGGUCCAUCAUUUGUAGUUGAAAAUGUGAAGUCAGCGCCACAUUCGCUGACUACUGAAACCCCUUCUCUUAGAAAAGAGAAUUCAAUGGUUGCAAAAACCCCUGAAAAGUUAACCAAUCAUUGUUUGUUUCAAAAAGCAAUAGAUGAGAUUGUACGUGAUUUCGUCAUUAAAAUUGUGGCUUCUGAAUUGAAAUCGAUUUUGGGGAAUGUACUUCGUAGGCACAAUGCUGAAGUUCAACGCCUCAACAUUCUCAAAACAUUGGAAGACGAGUUGUUUUCGGCAUUUGUUGCAGAAAUCACCUAUCAUUGUACCUUAGAUGCUGCUGCAACAUAUAUGCGAAACGUUCUUGUUCAGAAACAUGCCAUUCGUUUAUUGGCCAAGAGAGUUGAGAGAAGUGUAAUUUCUUACAGAUACAAACAAGCGAAAAGACGCGAGCUCCAAUCCGUCACUUUUGAAAAUUCAUUAAAAAGAAGGUCCAGUAGUGAUGUGUCUAGCCUCAUCUCACUGGGCAGGAAGCAUAAAUACGAUCCAGCGAAGAUUGAUUUUGUGAAAAAACAAGAAGAAAUGAAACAAUUAUGGGAGCCUCUAGACUUGAAGAGAUUUGGUGACAUGUGUGCAUCGAAGAUUACUCUCAACAUAACUGAAAAUAACGUGAUACUCAAGUGGUUACUAGUUGUUGAAAAUUGGGAGAAUGAAUAUUCGAGAUGGUUAAUUACAAAGUUUGGGUUGAAACCCAACAUGGAUAGGAUGGUUUAUGAGAACCGUGUUGAAAGUGAUAAAGUUGAUUUAAAUAUAACCAGUUUUCCCAAGAAAGAAUUUGUCACCAAGAAUUUCUUUCACGAUUGCAGUUUUAUUUUAUUUGAAUGUGGUUUAUGCACUAAAUCUAGUGAAGAAAUUGAAGAUAAGUUGACCAAAGAUGCCAAGGUUUUGAAAAAGAUAAUUUCAAUGUGUGAGAAAUGUGGCUAUUACAAACCCAGUAUUCUUAUUCUAUUCUGGGACGCCACACAAUCGGGAAUUUCAAGUGAUAAAGUUGUGAAGUUACUCAACCUACAACAAUACACAUCUACAAGAAAUUUGAAGAACUUGAUAUUUUGUGACAUGGCCAAUGAACGUGGAAGUAUUAGCCAUGUACUCACUCUGUCGGUGGAAAAGAUUGGAAGGGAUUUUGAUGGUGAGCUCAGUGCAAGGGGUGUAAAACAUACCAUCAAAAUGAGGGAGAGCCGCAGAAUGAAACAAAGCAGUGAGUUAUCGAAGACACCGCAAUCAAAUUCCCAUGCACAUAACAGUAUCAUCGAAAAGGACAUUAGUAUGAUGGAGAAUGCAAAGAAACUUAAACAAUACGACUACCUCAAUCGCUCCAUCAACCUCCAUUCCUCAGCAAGAUUUGCAAAUGCUCCUACUAAUACUGGUGAUGUCGCCAAUAGAUCAUUGGCAAAAAUAAUCGCCCAACAUGGAAACAAGUACAAUACAAGUCUGGUCAGUAGUAAUUCAACGUUUUUGAACACCUCAAUAAUGUCCAACAAUUCUAUACUCAACGGUUUUGGCAGGGGUGUAGUACAAGAGAGCACUCCAAAUACGUCUUUUAAAAGGAAAGCAACAGACGAAACUGAACACAUCCUAGAUGCUGAUGAUGACAAGCUUAGUAAGUUGAGAAGGUUAACUACCAGUAUCAAGAAUAAAUAUCACAAAACCAGCGAAAAGGAUGUAUAG
Messenger RNA from Lodderomyces orthopsilosis Co 90-125, 3897 nucleotides. It is a transcript of the gene SAC3, whose product is annotated as Sac3p. Gene Ontology annotation, biological process: mRNA export from nucleus. The coding region runs from base 1 to 3897 and encodes 1298 amino acids. Lineage: Eukaryota; Fungi; Ascomycota; Pichiomycetes; Serinales; Debaryomycetaceae. The transcript has a single exon. Gene Ontology annotation, cellular component: transcription export complex 2; cytoplasm; nucleus. The record is from RefSeq and is a predicted model, not a curated record.